AUGGCUGGAAAUGCUAGAUAUGAGUUGAGUUCGGCUAGUCCGGAGGAAUUAGGUUUUACAGGUAGCUAUUCUAAUGGGCCGAGGGGAAGUUAUCCUAGUGCCAGUUUCGAUAGGUCUGGAAGCUUCCGGGAGAGUAGUGAGAGCCGAAUGUUCAGUUCUGGGGCAAGUACACCCCGGGCUUCUGCUUCACCAGCUCGGAGUAUGGCCCCACUUACUCAAUAUCUGUCGUUGGAUCCAGUUACAAUGGGAGAUCAAAAAUAUACUAGAACAGGCGAGUUAAGGAGGGCUUUUGGGCUAACUCUUGGGAAGGAAUUGAAGCGGAUCAAAGCAGGUGUAUCAGAUGACAAUCGGAAGGCCAGGAGUAGAAUAAAAAUGUGGAAUGAAUCCUUGCUAAGAUGUCACAAAUUCUCAGAAGAAUUAAAUUCAAAGAAUCAACAACGAAGUGAGAUGCUGAUGAAUGAAAGGUCAGGUGGUUCAAACUUUUUGAAGAUGGGAACGGAGAUUCAUCGGAACCCUUCAGACCUUGGGACUCAAAGAUCAGAGGACCGGACUAAGAAUACUGUUUUGAAUAAGCGAGUUCGCUCUUCUGUAGCAGAAUUACGGGUCGAUGGCCGAAGCAAUAUAGUUCCGAGGCAGCCUUUGGUCACAGGAAAAGACAGAGACCUACACCGGGAUGGCGGUGAAGUUUCUGAUCUUGCUGAUGAAAAGGUCCGUAGGCUACCUGCUGGAGGGGAAGGAUGGGACAGAAAGAUGAAAAAGAAACGUUCUGUUGGCACUGUUUUUACCAGAACUGUAGACAGUGAUGGGGAAGUUAAACGAGUGGUGCAUCAUAAGUUAAAUAAUGAACCUGGUCUGCAACCUGGUGAUGCCCAAGGCUUCAGGUCAGGAUCUUUUAAUGGGAGUAGUGGCAUCAACAAGGCAGAUGGCAUUUCAUCUUCUACUACAAAUGCCCGGGCCAUUCCCAAGGAAUCAGAAAAAGUUUCUUUGACAAGGGAUUUUGCUACUGGCAUGAAUAAGGAGCGACUUGUAGUGAAAGCAAGCAAUAAGGUAAAUAUUCUGGAGGACAAUAAUCAUACAGUGAGUCCAAGUCCAGUGACAAAAGGAAAGGCUUCCAGGACACCUCGAACUGGCUCAGUGAUGGCAGCAAAUGCAUCUUCUAAUAUUCCCCGCACACCUGGGGCCCUUGAUGGCUGGGAACAACCACCAGGCAUAGCCAAAGGCAAUUCAGUUGGGGGGCCUAAUAAUCGCAAGCGUCCCUUGCCUACAGGGUCAUCAUCUCCCCCAAUGGCUCAAUGGGUUGAAAGAGGACAUAUUUCUGAUUUUGCCACUCGAAUGACUUCUGCUGGGAUCAAGGGGCCACCUCUUGCCAAGGAUGUGAUUAAUGGAACCACACCAGUCAGAAUGAAACAUGAAAAUGUUUCAUCUCCAUCAAGAUUAUCUGAAAGUGAAGAAUCUGGUGCUGGUGAAAAUCGCGAGAGUAAGCCCAAGGAGAAGGGAAUAGGUAGUGGUGGGGCAGAGGAGAGAUCCCUGAAUCAGAAUGCUGUUCCUUCUUUAUUGUUGACAAAGAAGAAUAAAAUACUCAGUAGGGAAGACUCUGGUGAUGGUGUGCGAAGACAAGGAAGGACUGGUCGGGUUGCAUCAUCUUCUAGGACUAGCACUUCACCAAUGAGGGAAAAGCUGGAGAAUCCACCCUCAACCAAGCCACUUAGAAGUACAAGGCCCAUUUCAGACAAGAGCGGAAGCAAGACAGGUCGUCCCCCUCUUAAGAAAAUAUCAGAUCGCAAGGCCUUCACUCGUCUUGGGCAAACACCACCAAGCAGUUCCCCAGAUUUCUCAGGUGAAUCAGAAGACGAUCGCGAAGAACUCUUGGCUGCUGCAAAGUUUGCUUGCAAUGCCAGCUAUCUUUCCUGUUCUGGUUCUUUUUGGAAGAAAAUGGAACCAGUUUUUGCUCCUAUCUGCUCUGAGGAUUCAUCCUACUUGAAGCAACAGUUGAAAUCUACGGAGGAUCUUCACAAGAGAGUAUUCAAAAGAAUGAUAAAGGGGGAAAUGGGAGAGAAUGAAGAGAAUUAUACAGUCUUAAUCCUUUCUGUGGUUUACUAUUCCUCAUCUGGUGCUAAACCUGCCAUGUUUCUUCAGGACGAUCUUGUGCUUGAAGAAGAUAUUCCAUCCCAACUCAUUCAUGAACAAAGUGAGAGAAACUUGCACGACCAAGAUCAACCAAAAAAGUCAGGGAGGACUUCAGAUUUGGUAGAUACAGAUCAGGGCAAUAGUGCUUCAUGUGGAGGCAUAAGAAGAAGAAACAAAGUUACUCCACUGUACCAAAGAGUGUUGUCUGCUCUGAUUGUAGAAGACGAGUCUGAAGAAUUUGCAGAAAACAGUGGAGGGAGAAAUAUUUCUUUUCAAUAUACUAGAGAUAGUUCUCCUGGUGAUAAUUGCCUCUCAGUUGAUUUUGAGCCCGGUAGCACAAAUGGAUUUGAUUUUAAUUACGAAUCCAUGUUGGGUUUUCAAAGUCAGAAGCAAUUUUCUGUUGAUGGUAUUUCUUGCAACGGAAGUACUACUAUUAAUAGGACAAGUGGUUUGCACAAUAAUUUGUGUGAUGAUCAUUUGGUGCAAGGAGGUAAUGGAUACAUGCACUUGAAAACUGGAAUGUGCCUCGGGCCUUUCGAGAAUAAUGAUGAGAAACCAGCUAUACAUUCAAAUGCUUUAAGCAUAUCUGCGUAUGAUUGCCAAUAUGAGCAACUAGGUCUGGAGGACAAACUCUUAAUUGAGCUGGAGAGUGUUUUUUUAUAUCCAGAAACAGUGCCUGAUCUAGCAGAUGGAGAGGAGGAAGCAAUUAAUGAAGAUAUUAUUGAACUUCAGAAGAAACUUUAUCAACAGUUUGGUAAAAAGAAGGAUCACCUGGACAAAUUAACUAGAGCCAUUGAGGAGGAAAGGGAAACACAAGGAUGGCCUCUUGAGCAUGUUGCAAUGGACAGGCUUGUUGAAUUGGCUUAUAGAAAGCAGCUGGCCACUAGAGGAAAUAGUGCUUCAAAAUUUGGGGUCCCAAAGGUUUCGAAACAAGUUGCCUUGGCUUUUACAAAGAGGACUCUUGCUAAAUGUAGAAAAUUUGAAGAUACAGGCAGAAGUUGUUUUUGUGAUCCCUCCCUUCGAGAUGUCAUUUUUGCUGCACCUCUUGCAAAUGUUGCAGAGUCCACAAGUUGCACUCAGGAACCAGGGCCUUCAGGUUCUUUCCCUGGUAGAGCUGAGAGGCAUGAGCUUCACAACAAUAAAUUUGGCAGGGGUGCAUCAUUUGACCAGGAUUUUGCCAAAACUGGACCGAUAUUGAACAGAGGGAAGAAGAAGGAGCUACUGCUUGAUGAUGUUGGUGGUAAUGCUUUGUUCAAAGCCACAUCAUCUCUUGGUAAUACUGUGCUGGGUGGAGCCAAGGGAAAUAGAAGCGAGAGAGAGAGGGACAAGGAUGUACUAGCCAGAAAUUCUGUAACCAAAGCUGGUCGUGCUUCUCAGAGCAAUAUCAAGGGUGACCGUAAAACAAAAUCAAAGCCCAAGCAGAAGAUUGCUCAGCUAUCAACUUCUGGAGAUGGAGUUAUGAACAAGUUCAAAGAAACAGGCAGCAAUAAGAAAAGAGAAGUGGGGGCGUCAUCCAACGGCUCAAAUCUUUUAGAUUCAUCUAAAGAAAGUAAGAGGGCAACCAACACUGCUGCGUUUCAAGAAAUAGACUCUAUACAACUACAUGAUGGCAAUGAUUUUGGUGACACUCAGGAUCUGAAUAGUUUAUUUGAUGGGUUGCCAGAAAAUGACUUAGCGGGUGAAAUACUACUCGACGACCUGCCCCUUCAAAUACCUAUGGACGACCUCUCAAUGAUUCUAUAA
This is a messenger RNA of Dovyalis caffra, 3870 nucleotides long. The record is from the annotation of a GenBank genome assembly. NCBI's taxonomy places the organism in Eukaryota, Viridiplantae, Streptophyta, Magnoliopsida, Malpighiales, Salicaceae.